Messenger RNA from Histoplasma capsulatum G186AR, 660 nucleotides. RefSeq lists its product as uncharacterized. Bases 1 to 660 code for a protein of 219 amino acids. The record is from RefSeq and is a predicted model, not a curated record. Lineage: Eukaryota; Fungi; Ascomycota; Eurotiomycetes; Onygenales; Ajellomycetaceae. The transcript is spliced from 4 exons.
AUGAUAAACUCUUUUUCAGACGCAAGCAAGCCACAAAUACGCCCAGAAUACUUCGGCUUGUUGGGUGGAUUUAAGUUUCGGGACCAUCGUUGUGCCAAACAACCUUUGGCCUUCAUUAGUUUGUCAACGAUUUUGGUUUUGGAAUUUUUCCAUUUCCCUGAUCGUCCAAAUUACACUGGAUUGCAAAGCAUUAUUUCUCACUGGGACAUCGUUGGUAGCCAUCGAGUGGGCCGUGAUGUGCGGCGUCAGCCAGUAACACCGUCAGUCGAGUGGUUGUCGCCAAAGCGCCAUGCGUCUCGGGCUGGGCAGAGACUGGAUAACCAAGCCGCUUGGCAUCGUCAACUCAACAACGGCUUGGCACAGCUAAAUCCUCGUCCCCGAAAGCUUCAACCAUGCAGAUCUUCCUCCCUGCGACGUUGGAAGAGCAUGGAUCAUUCCUGGACCUCUCAACACCCAUGGCAACCUGCAGGGCAUCUCUCCGCAGAGAUAUUCUUGGGACGGGAUUCGGGAGAGCAAGCCAUCUUGCCGCAAUCACCGUCGAGUCUCGUUCAGGGGGAUCCUGGAGCAGAAUCAGACCAGGAUCAAAGCCAAGCUGCCGCCGUUCUCCCCAAACGCGCUACCAGCAACGUUGGAACGGCUAAGCUUGAACUUGUAGACUAA